AUGGCACAAUUCGUUGCGCUCCAGAAGAAGGAUUGGAUAAUACGGUCGCGCAAUCCGAUCGCCACUGUCUUCGAGCUGUUCCCGGCGGUAGUGUUGGCCCUUAUGUUCGCCUAUUUGUUGAAAGACAUCAAAUACGAUGAUCUCUACCUCAAUCCCAACGAAAAACUCGAGCCCUACGAUAUGUACGGACACCACUGGUGGCGGAAGAUUGACGUGACCCGAGCGCCGACCCAUAAUGAGGUCUACUACACGCCGGUCAACGCCUACACCACAGAUCUGAUGAAGACAUUGGUUAACAUCACCGGUUGGAGCCUAACGCCGAUGAAUAGCGGCGAAGAUGUGCGCGAAGUGGUCAGUCGUGCAGAGAAUAAGUUGCCGACGCCUACGUAUUGGGGACCGACACACGUGGGCAUCGUAUUCGAGGACACGUACGGCACGGUUUGGUCGCAUCUCAAGUAUACGCUGAUCGCCAGAGACGUGGAGAAAAUCGUCUCCUUCACCAAUCAGAGGGACAACUGGUCGGGUGCCGGUUGGGCCUAUCCGUCCAGUUAUCUAAGGAAUUACUUGGCGUACAUUAUUGUGUUCAUAAACCAGGCGUUUCUGACCAAAGCGGCCAAAGAUAAUGGCGUGAAUCCACCGACGAUCCAGUCGUUGGAACUCCAAGAGUUUCCAUUGCCGAACAAAUUGUACGAAAUCAAAAAGCGAGGUUACGCGCCGUACCCGAGCGGCCGAAUGGCUCAACGCGUAUCCAGAGGUGAUAUCAUUUCAGUGUCCAUUGUCUUGGGGUAUAUCGUGUUGUAUCCGCUGAUCGUCCGCCGAGUGAUGACCGAAAAGGCCAAUAAAGUGAAGGAAUUGAUGAAAAUGAUGGGAAUGAGUGAUUGGGUCUUCUGGGCGUCGCAUUUCAUCAAUUAUCUGCUGGUGAUGUCAGUCCAGGCCUUGAUAUUCUCAUUCCUCUGGUGUUACGGCACGACAACAAUCGGUUACGGCUCGGGAGCGCCGAUACUUAAGCGUCAGAAUGUGAUCCUAUUUUUCCUAAUCGUUUGGAUCUUUUGCAUCCAAACCAUACUCUACUGCAUGGCAUUCACCACAGUCUUCAACAACUCAGUGCUGGCGGUGAUAGUGAUGGUCAUCGCGUAUAUACUGGUCUAUGGCAUCGGUGUUAUAAUAUGUCACCCGGCGAUCACCACUCAUGAGUACGACUAUAACGGUCUGCGACUUCUCCUAACGAUGUACCCAUCGUUUGCCAUCACGUGGUCUAUGUCUUUGUUGAGCCGCUGGGAGUGGUAUGGCGUCACCGUUGGUCUCAAAGAGCUCUUCGCGAAGACACCAUUCAUUGAACUCAGUUUAGCCGAAGUCCUAAGCGUUCAGAUCUUUUCGUGCUUUUUCUGGGCGGCAAUGAUCUGGUAUUUGGACGCCAGUUCACUCCUCUCCGGAGGUAUGAAACGGAAGCUAAGUCUAGGAAUCGCUAUCAUCGGCACCACAGAAGUCCUGAUACUGGAUGAGCCGACCUCUGGUAUGGAUCCUGAGGCCCGUCGAGCCAUUUGGGAUGUCUUACAACACGUCCGCAGAGAGAAGACUAUACUUCUGACCACUCAUUACAUGGAAGAGGCGGACGUGAGAUCAUUACUACAUUGUUUGCCACUAAUAGUCUAUUAUCUCAACUCUAACUUUGUGUCCACUCAGGUAUUGGGCGACAGAAUAGCGAUUAUGUCUGAAGGAGUGCUCAAGUGUUGCGGUUCUCCGAUAUUUCUGAAGAAGCGAUUCGGCGCCGGAUAUCACCUCAGAAUCGCAAAGACAGACAAUUAUAGCAAACAAUUGGUUGACACGACUCCCCAGAAGUAUUUGCCGGACAGUCGUCUUCAAAGUGAAAUCAAUACUGAAGUGAUUUAUUCACUCGAAUCCGACGACAACUCGAAAGAGACGGACAAAAAUAUAUUCCCGAAACUCUUUGACGAACUCGAGAGCCGUAAACAAGAGCUCGGAUUCAACUCAUUUGGCAUAACUGUGACCACAAUGGAAGACGUGUUUCUCAAAGUCGGUUCUCAUGAAGAGGUGGACAACGGAAAGAUGGCUUCGCAGGAGAAGACAGAGAAGCAGUACAAGAAUGAGGACGGCUUUAAACUGAUCCAAAUGUCAGUAUUGGGUCUUCUGGUGAAGCGUUUCCAUUACAGUCGCAGACAUUGGGCGAUGUUGUUGUUCCAGAUCGUCAUUCCGGCCGUACUCUUCAUACUUGUUAUUCUGGCCGACAAUAGCGUCAGAUCUGCGACCACUCAGAAAUCUAAGUCAAUAACACUCGAUCUCCAGGAACUAUACGGCCGUACGAUUGGAUUCUACCACGACUUGGACCCAACGACUCACGACUUCGGCGCCAAUCACUACAUACCGAACGCCGAGAGACACGGCGUGACCGCAAACCUAUUACUCAACACAACUUAUCCAAGUGAUUGGCUGCUGGAAAAAAGUCGCUACUUUGAGCAAUACGUGAUGAAGUAUGUGUUGGGCGGCGCCGUCAGCAACACGUCCGGUACUCUCAACCCCGUCUAUACCAAAUUGAUGCUCAGAAUCUUGGCGUCAAAAGGCUGGUCGCCGGCAGCGAAUGAUGAACGCCGGCGUUUCGUGCGUACUCUUAAUGCCGAUUAUGUUACCAUUUUUGACCGGGAGAAUGUAGCGAUCACACUAUUAUCACUUGUAAUCUAUAUGUUUGACGUAAACGAAGCGUUCUUCAAGGGCUGGCAGUCGGGCACCGCUUUCUUCCUAUUGUUACUGGCAUUUGGUUUGUCGUCGAUAUCCAUAGCCUAUUGUCUCUCCUUUUGGUUCAACUCAUCGCCUAUCGGUUUUUCAUUAUUACUGUUGUGCGCCAAAGUAUUGGAUGCCAUUAAAGCGUCGUACGGCAACUCUUUGCCCCCAAACUUUCCCACCGAAUGGCCCGACCCGUGGCCGCCAUAUUUACCGAAACCCGCGGGGUAUAGCAAUAUGACAGCGUGUAAACACUUGAAUCCGUGGACUUUGAAUCCGGCGGGUAUUGGCCGCGAGUUAAUCGGUCUGAUAUUAUCGGCGCUGUUAUUCAUAAUCGUGUUAUUGAUUAUCGAAGAAAAUCUUUUUCUAAUUUUUCGCCGAAAGAAUUACUUCCCGAAUCUCCAUCUCGUGGCCAAUGGUAGCCAAGACGCGGAUGUGUUGGCCGAACGACAGCGCGUGGAUCAGCUCAUGAAGAGCCCUGGGCUGAGGGCACAGGAGGGCAUUGUUGUGUUUCGGCAACUUUCACGCUGUAGUCAAGACGCGGAUGUGUUGGCCGAACGACAGCGCGUGGAUCAGCUCAUGAAGAGCCCUGGGCUGAGGGCACAGGAGGGCAUUGUUGUGGUGAAUCUGUGUAAGAGUUUCGGCAACUUUCACGCUGUAGAUCACCUGACAUUCGGCGUCCAUAAGAACGAGUGCUUCGGUCUGUUGGGAGUGAACGGCGCCGGAAAGACCACAACGUUUUCAAUGCUCACCGGAGAGCUGUUCCCCAACGACGGCAACGCUUACAUCGAUUCCAACGAGUGCUUCGGUCUGUUGGGAGUGAACGGCGCCGGAAAGACCACAACGUUUUCAAUGCUCACCGGAGAGCUGUUCCCCAACGACGGCAACGCUUACAUCGAUUCCGUAGAUUUGGUUAAACAGCCGAAGCCUUUCGGUCGUCGUAUCGGCUAUUGUCCACAGUUUGACGCACUUCUGGAUCGACUGACCGGCGAAGAGAUGCUCUACUUAUUCGCUCGAUUGCGAGGAAUACCCGCCGAACACACGGACGCCGCGGUCACAGCAGUAUUGGGCGACAGAAUAGCGAUUAUGUCUGAAGGAGUGCUCAAGUGUUGCGGUUCUCCGAUGUUUCUGAAGAAGCGAUUCGGCGCCGGAUAUCACCUCAGAAUCGCAAAGACAGACAAUUAUAACAAGCAAUCGGUUGACACGACUCUCAAGAAGUAUUUGCCGGACAGUCGUCUUCAAAGUGAGAUCAAUACUGAAGUGAUUUAUUCACUCGAAUCCGACGAUCACUCGAAACAGACCGACAAAAAUAUAUUUUCGAAAUUAUUCGACGAACUCGAGAGUCGUAAAGAAGAGCUCGGAUUCAACUCAUUUGGCAUAACUGUGACCACAAUGGAAGACGUGUUCCUCAAAGUCGGUUCCUAUGAAGAGGUGGACAACAGAAAGAUGGCUUCGCAGGAGAAGAUAGCGAAUGAGUACAAGAAUGAAGACGGCUUUAAACUGAUCCAAAUGUCAGUAUUGGGUCUUCUGGUGAAGCGAUUCCAUUACAGUCGCAGACAUUGGGCGAUGUUGUUGUUCCAGAUUGUGAUUCCAGCCGUACUCUUCAUAAUCGUCUUUCUAGCCGACAAUAGUGUCAAAUCUGUUGCCACUGAGAAGCCGAAGUCAAUUACACUCGAUCUCCAGGAACUAUACGGCCGUACGAUUGGAUUCUACCACGACUUGGACCCAACGACUCACGACUUUGGCGCCAAUCAUUACAUACCGAACGCUGAGAGACACGGCGUGACCGAAAACCUAUUGAUCAAAACAACUGAUCCAAUGGAUUGGCUGCUGGAAAAGAGUCGCGACUUUGAGCAAUACGUGUUGAAGUAUGUGUUGGGCGGUGCCGUCAGCAACACGUCCGGUACGCUUAGCCCCCAGAUAUGGUUUAACUACGAGUCCACUCAUUCACUCCCGCUGUCCAUUAACUUGAUGUAUGAGUCACUCGUCCGCCAAUUGGUGCUCAAACUUAAGGACUUCACAAUCACCACAAUUAUAGAACCGCUUAAAGAUAGGGUCUUCGCCGGCACCGGUAAAGACAUAGAGUAUCAAGAAGCUUUGAUGACCAGUAUGAUGGCCGCCGUCGUCUCGUGCGUACUCUUAAUGCCGAUUACGUUACCAUUUUUGGCCGCCUCUUACCUCAUAUACCCCAUCAUUGAGAGGGUCUCGAAGUCCAAAGCCCUGCAACUGAUGACUGGUUUGUCUUCGGCCGUGUAUUGGCUGUCAAACUACUUGUUUGAUAUAUUGAAUCACUUGUUAGCGAUCACCUUAUUAUCACUUGUAGUCUAUAUUUUUGACGUAAACCAAGUGGUCUUCAAGGGCUGGCAGUCGGGCACCGCUUUCUUCCUACUGUUGCUAGCAUUUGGUUUGUCGUCGAUAUCUAUAGCCUAUUGUCUCUCCUUUUGGUUCAACUCAUCGCCAAUCAGUUUCUCACUAUUACUUGUGUUUUAUCUGUUGUUUGGUUUCAUUGUAAAUACCAUUUAUUCGGGCCUUUACUUGAAGUUAACCUUCGAACCGGGCGUCACACCAGAGGACGGUCUCUUGUGGAUCAUAUAUGCGUUCCGAUUGAUACCUAUAUUCUCGAUAAAUUAUGGCUUCACAAAGAUCUAUAUGAUUAACGAGAACAAAAAGUUAUGCACCAAAUUAAUGGAUGUGAUUAAGGAGUUGUACGGCAGCAUUUUGACCCCAAACACAUUUCCCACCGAAUGGCCCGAUGAGUGGCCACCAAAUUUACCGGACGCCCAGCUGUACAACAACAAGACAUCGUGUAAACACUUGAAUCCAUUGGUUUUGCAUCCGACGGGCAUUGGCCGGGAGCUAAUCGGUCUGAUAUUAUCGGCGCUGUUAUUCAUAAUCGUGUUAUUGAUUAUCGAAGAUUACUCACCAAAUCUCCAUCUCAUGUCCAAUGGUAGUCAAGACGCGGAUGUGUUGGCCGAACGACAGCGCGUGGAUCAGCUCAUAAAGAGCCCGGAGCUGAAGGCAGAGGAGGGCAUUGUUGUGGUGAAUCUGUGUAAGAGUUUUGGCAACUUUCAAGCUGUAAAUCACUUGACAUUCGGUGUCCAUAAAAACGAGUGCUUCGGUCUGUUGGGAGUGAACGGCGCCGGAAAGACCACAACGUUUUCAAUGCUCACCGGAGAGCUGUUCCCCAACGACGGCAACGCUUACAUCGAUUCUGUCGAUUUGGUUCAACAGCUGAAGACUUUCGGUCGCCGUAUCGGCUAUUGUCCACAGUUUGACGCACUUCUGGAUCGACUGACCGGCGAAGAGAUGCUCUACUUAUUCGCUCGAUUGCGAGGAAUACCCGCCGAACACACGGACGCCGCGGUCACAGCAGUCAUACACGCCAUUGAUCUCCAGAUUCACUGCAAACACACGACAAAGAACUUCAGCGGAGGUAAUAAACGUAAACUAUCGCUGGGUUUGGCGAUCAUCGGUCGACCGGCGCUCGUGUUUCUGGACGAACCGACGGCUGGCGUGGAUCCGGUCGCCCGACGCAAGAUAUGGCAGACACUCGAUGUGUUGAAGAAUCGCCAGAACUCGUCGAUAAUACUGACCAGUCAUUCGAUGGAGGAGUCGGAAGCCCUGUGCGCUCGCAUAGCCAUUAUGGUUAACGGAUCGUUCAAAUGCUUGGGUUCUACACAACAGCUGAAGUCCAAGUUUGGACAGGGAUUCACUCUCAUCAUCAAAAUGAAGAUCGAUUUAGUGACCAAAGACCAGUCAUACCCGAACCGUGUGGACCAAUACGUGAAACAACACUUCCCAUCGGCUGAAGUGCGCGACCGACACGAGUGUCUCGUCCACUACCACAUCACCGACACCUCAACCCAAUGGUCGGCGAUGUUUAAAGUGAUGCAAAGCGCACAACAAGAGCUCGAUCUCGAAGACUAUAACCUAAGCGACACCACUUUGGAGCAGAUAUUCCUCUCUUUCGCUAAACAAAAGUGA
Messenger RNA from Medioppia subpectinata, 6720 nucleotides. NCBI's taxonomy places the organism in Eukaryota, Metazoa, Arthropoda, Arachnida, Sarcoptiformes, Oppiidae. The record is from the annotation of a GenBank genome assembly.